UGGGUGUGUCCCUCUAAAAGCAGCAGGUAGUCUAUCGCCGCAGUUUCGUCUGUGCCUCUGCUGGGAACACUUGAACCGUCCGGGAUGGAUCUGUUCGCCUACAAAUCGCUUCUGUUUUUGCUCUCUUUCAUCGGAUGCUGUGCGGCGCAGGACAUCCUGCCGGACGGCCCGGUGGACGCAGUUUUGGGGAAAAAUGUGACUAUAACGACCCUGCUUGACAAACCGGCUUACGCCUUCAUAAUCUGGAAUUUCAACGACGGGAAGGAGCAGACUAACAUUGCUACCGCGAAGCCAGAUGGGCUGAACGUAAAGGCACCUUACGAGGGAAGAGUGUCCAUAAACAGGACCAACGGCAACUUGUUCCUGAGCUCCCUGAAGUCGGAGGACAACGGGGAUUACAGCAUUACCAUCGUAUCCCCUGAUGGCUCCUCUAAAACCGCAGAGAUCAAGCUCCGAGUCCUGGAGCCGGUAUCCAAAGCGACCAUCACAUCCAACAUGCCUGAAGCCAUCGAGCACAACAGCACCGUGAUCCUCACCUGCGCCGCUAAAGGCUCCUUCCUCAAGUUCGGCUGGUUAAACAAGACCGCACCCAUCGUGGCCGACACACGAAUCACGAUAAAAGAUGGGGAAACAUCCAGCACGUUGACCAUCACAGAUGUCCUCAGGUCAGACCUGGUUGGUCCCAUCUACUGUACAGCUGCCAACAAACUGGAGACGGAGAAGAGCGCCGCCUUCAACCUCACCGUCUUCUACGGACCAGAUGAAGUCAAAGUCACUCCUUCAAACCCUUCCCAGUACAUCAAAGUCGGCUCCAACUUCAGCCUGUCCUGCUCAGCCAGCUCCGACCCGCCCGCCACCUUCGUCUGGUACCGCAACCAGACCAUGUUGGAGAACGAGGGUCCCGUCCUACGUCUGGAAACUAUCGAGAAGCUCGGAUUAGCGAGGGAAAUGGCGGAGUACUCAUGCGGUGCCAAAAAUGCCAAGACCGGGCGCACCGUCCCCUCGACUGGCGUUUCCUUCGUCGCCAUGGAGCCCAUCUCAGGUGUUAAAAUCACUGGUCCGACCGCUACUCUCAUCGCCGGCAACAACACGGCCAACCUCAGCUGCCAGGCAACGGCGGGCACCGUGACAACCAGGACCUGGAUGAAAGAUGGCAAGCCUCUGACUGCCAGCAGCCGCCUGGUGUUCUCCGCAGACAUGAGCUCCAUGAUGAUCAAACCUCUGCAGAAGGAGGACAACGGAGAGUACACUUGUGAGCUCGCCAACCGCGUCACCACCGAGAAAGCCUCCUACAAGAUGGUGGUCAACUACGGUCCUGAACCAGCGGAGGUGAAUGGUGAGGAUGCCGUAGAGGUGAAUGAUCCAGUGAAGAUGGAAUGCGCCGCUGUCUCCGUCCCUCCCGCCACCUACAUCUGGAAGUUUAACGGCACAUUGACCAAAGUCACAACAGCCCAGUAUGUCAUUGAGAAGGCCGUUUACAAAAACACAGGAACGUACACGUGUGAGGCGCGCAACUCCGUCACUGGCAAGACCACCACAAAGGCCCACAACCUGUCCGUCAAAGAGGAGGGAGCGCUGGAUGAAGGUCUCUCAGAUGGAGCCAUUGCUGGAAUAGUCAUUGCCGUCCUCGUCGCCCUGGGGGCCGCUAUCGGCUUGAUCAUUUACUGCAGACAGAAAGUACCGGUCGAGUCACCGUACUAAAGAAGUUCCUGCUUUCUGCUGGAGAUGCCGGCCCAAACAUCCGACCGUUUUGUUUCCCAUGAUCCCUCUGUGCAGCCUGAGGACGCUGCAGUUGGAUCCAGCUGGUUUCCUGUGAAACCGUCUGUCUCUCUCUCUCCUGGAAACCUGAUUUAACCUGAAUGAUGGAUUCUAUCAGAGUUUGGAUUAUUAUCUGGAAUCUUCACUGUUAAUCUGAUUUUAGCUUUUUUUUUUUUUUAGCUUUUUUUUUUCUUUCAUCCCCUCCACCAUCACUGGAUCAUCACCUGCCCUUCCCUCCUUUUCUUUCACCUGGUUUUUUUUUUUAACAAAUGUCAUCGUUCACCCUUUGUCUCACCUGCCGCUUCCUUUGGGAAACUGAAAAACACGGAGAAACUGUGUGCGACGGAGACAUUUCCUGGACUAAAGCUGAUGGACUGACGGUCACGAUGAGUGACUUUCUUUAUCCUGCUGGAAACCUGAGGAGGAUUUCUUUAACCACACACACACACACACACACACAGCCUCAGUGAUCACAGGCUCAGAGGCCACACACGUAGAAGCAUCGAAAUAUGAAUAUCUGAAAAAGUUUUUUUUUUUUUUUGUAAUGGUUUGAUUUAUGUCACUGUCGUCUCCAGGCGGGUGGAGUGCAUUUUUGGAAGCUUCUCUGUGCUCGACAGUGUUAUAAGAGGAAGCUUUGAUCCAAAAUACCUCAGUUUCUUCAGUGCUCACCACUUUUUUCUAAAAAGUUAGAAACAUGUCGCCAGUUGAGAUUAUUUUUUUUGAACUACAGGACUUCAUUCCUCAUUAACGUUUCCUCUGUUUCUUCCCCUCUCUGUCCGGCUGCUUCCUUCAUGUUUCUCUGGUUGUUUCUCAAAGUGCAACACAAACAGUCGACUCCGCUCAGCUUCAGGCUUUGCUAAAACAAACAAGUCUACUGUUGUUUAGGGCUUUAUUUGCUUAAUUAUUUGGUUAUUCAAAAUCCACAUUUGAUGUUUAUUCAUGCAGCGAUGCUCUCUUUUAAUGUCUGUUACAGAGUUAAGAAGGCAAAUAGAUCUUUAUUCACGGGAGACAUUUUUGAUUCGUCAUAGCAGGUGGAACUGGUAACAUUAACGAUGGUACUGGUGAACCAUCGUGCACUAUAACUGGGACAUGAAUCUGGGGAAACUAAACGGGAUUCAACCAUCGUUAAUGUUAGUGUUUGCACCUCAAAAUGUUGGUGGUUGCUGCCAAAAAACUACAUGGAGAUAAACAGGAAAGAACGACAUGAGUGUAUUAUUUUUCCAUGUUUAAACACCAGUCAGCUAACUGCUAACGGAGCCUAAAGCAUCAUUACUGUUUCCAUAGUUACAGUACCUGCAGUUAAAUAUACAGACGGCACUGAUUUAGAACAGAGGUGAACCUGUCUUAGAUGUGAAUGAGUUUAAAGGGAUAGUCUGGAUUUUUUAAAGUGGUUUUGUAUGAGCUAUUUAUCCAUCGUCAGUGUUUUACCUGCAGUAGAUUUGUGUCGACACGCUCCCAGUUUAGAGAAGACAGAAGAACUGGUGCGGAAGAUGAUUAAUGUGCUGCUGUAGAUGAGAGCAGCAGCUAAACCUGCUUUACCCACCUGAAAGAAUCAAUAUCAGUUUAAAGGUUUCACUAUAUUUAGAAUAUUUUCACUGUUUUCCUUGCCGUCAACCCUUUUCUUUGGCGCUACAUUUACUCCACCACAGAACUUCCGUAUGCCGCGCGCUGUAUUACACUGCAACAGCACGUUUUAACCCAAACAGCUGAUCUGUGAUGUAAUACAGUGCGCGGCAUGCGUAGGAAUACAGUAGUGCCGAAAGAAAGGGCCGACGGCAAGGUAAGAUGGAGAAAAUAUUCUAAAUAUAGUGAACAUUUAAACCGAUAUUGAUCUUUCAGGUGGUUUAAAUAUGUUUUGCUGCUGCUUCCGUCCACAACAGUUCAUCACUUAACUUCCGUACCGGUAUUCCCGUCUGCUUCUCCAAACUGGGAGCGUUCCGACUCAAAUCUCCCGCAGGUUAAACACUGACUAUGGAUCAAUACUUCAUACAAAACCACUUCAAAACAUCUGAACUAUCCCUUUAAGUGGCUGUCUGCCAGCCAAUCAGAAGCAAGAAUGAAACAUUUUUAAGUCCAUUCCUGAUAUAUGGGACCAGAACUGAUCUGUAAACAUGAAAUUAAAACAUUAUUCCAGUUUUCUCUCAUGAUCUUUGCUGUGACUCUGGCUUUCGUCCAACUUUUUUCCCUCCUCGCUUUUCCCUCCUUUUUCCUCCCCCCCCCCCCCCCC
Thunnus maccoyii (southern bluefin tuna) is the source of this 3985-nucleotide messenger RNA. RefSeq names its product carcinoembryonic antigen-related cell adhesion molecule 1-like. The transcript is spliced from 10 exons. NCBI's taxonomy places the organism in Eukaryota, Metazoa, Chordata, Actinopteri, Scombriformes, Scombridae. The record is from RefSeq and is a predicted model, not a curated record. Bases 85 to 1701 code for a protein of 538 amino acids.